Molecule: messenger RNA, 415 nt
Organism: Staurois parvus
Lineage: Eukaryota; Metazoa; Chordata; Amphibia; Anura; Ranidae
Source: the annotation of a GenBank genome assembly
UGCUGGGUUUAGGUGUACUUUAAUUCAUGCACAUAUGUGUUUCUAUGUAUAUAGACCAGGGGCGGACUGACCAUUUGGAAACUCAGGCACUGCCCGAGGGCCCGGGGUCAGUAGGUUGCCCCAUGAGAUGCCCCUGGUACCUUUUUCAUAGGCUUUUUGAGUUUGGUGUGGUCAAGGACACAGAGGCCCCAUGAUCCCCUGUUGCUCGGGGGCUCCAUGAGUUGUCAGUCCUCCCCUGGUUGGGAUACAUAGUAUCUUUCUUUUCCCAUGAAGAGCCUGCCUGUUUACAGUUUUUUGAAUUGGAGACUUUAGUUUUUCUCCUUAAGACCACACAUUACUGCUUUUUUUGGGUGUGCUUUGAGUGUGGGCAAGGACACAGGGGCCCCAUGAUCCCCUAUUGCCCGGGGGGCCCCAU